CGCCAGCGAAUUCUCAUCGUCUGCAUGAAGGUCACGUAUCACUUCCACUUCACCCCACCUUCCCCUUUAUAGACUCCGAUAUCUCAGUCUCUAGAUUGUCCACACGAUACACCAGGGGUGGGUUAGAGUGAGUUUGAGAAGCAGAGACUGUAUGUAAUGGGGAGGAUGAAACAGAAAGCAAUUCUGUUACUUCUCCUGCUUGUGAUCUUCUCAGUUCACAUGGCGAUGGGAUAUAAUGAUGAUGAAGAAGGAGGAGGAAGAGAAGGAGACACAGAGAGAGGAGAAGGAAGAGGAGGAGAAAAAGGAGAGGGGGAAGAAGGAAGAGAGGAUGAGUUCUUGUUGCGGGACUCGAAACAGGCUGUAAGUACUGAAGCAGGGGAGAUGAGAGUCGUGAAAGGCUUCGGUGGGAGGGGCAUAGAUAACCCAAUUCACAUCGGCUUUAUCAACAUGGAACCAAAGACCCUAUUCCUUCCUCAGUAUACUGAUACCAAUUUGAUCUUGUUUGUUCGCAGGGGGGAGGUGAAGAUCGGGUGGAUAGACAAAGAUAGGCUGGUGGAGAGGCAAUUGAGGAUUGGUGAUAUCUAUAGAAUCCCGGCUGGUUAUGCAUUCUACCUGUUGAACACUGGCGAGGGCCAGAGGCUCCAGGUUAUUUGCAGCAUCGAUAAAUUCGAAAAAGGACAAAGAUCCUAUCCAAUCGAGAGCUUUGGACAAGGACCCUUCCAGUCAUUCUUCAUUGGAGGAGGAACGAAUCCCACAUCUGUGCUCGCGGGAUUUGACCACAAGAUCCUCAAAACUGCAUUCAAUGUUUCUUCUAGCGAAUUGGAAGAUAUCAUGAUGAGACAACAGGAAGGACCUAUCGUUUACGUACCGGACGCGCAUCAGCCAGGCAACUGGGAAUCCUUCAUGAAAUUGAAGCAACAAGAAAGGAUAGGAGGGUUAAUGGGUGUGGAAGGAGACGACGACGACGAAGACGAAGAGUUAGUACAAGAGAAGGAAGAACAACAAGAGGAAGCAUGGACGUGGAGGAAGCUCUUGAAGUCCGUCAUGGGGGUGCAGGAAAAUGAGGAUGAGGAUAAGAAAAGCAAAGUGCGAUCACCUGACGCGUACAACCUUUAUGACACGAAGCCUGACUUCCGGAACCGCUAUGGGUGGAGUAUUGCCGUUGACAAGCACGAUUUUUCACCUCUCAAAAAAUCCAACGUUGGCGUUUAUCUUGUCAACCUCAGUGCGGGGUCGAUGAUGGCGCCGCAUGUGAACCCAAUAGCUACGGAGUACGGGAUCGUAUUGAGCGGAGAAGGGUCGUUGCAGGUGGUUUACCCCGACGGGACUUCGGCCAUGAACGCAAAGUUAAAGGAAGGGGACGUGUUCGUGGUACCGAGGUACUUUCCAUUCUGCCAAAUAGCGUCUCGGAGUGGGGCAAUGGAGUUCUUCGGUUUCGCCACUUCGGCUCGGAAGAACCGCCCCCAGUUCCUGGUGGGUGCGAACUCCAUCCUCCAAGCAGUGAAGGGUCCUGAGCUAGCCAUGGCAUUCGAUAUGAUCGAAGAGAGGCUCGGCAAAUUGAUCGAUUCACAGCGUGAAUCCAUCAUUCUCCCUACCCUACCUGCUCUUCCUGGGAAAGAGGAGGAGAAGAAGAGAGGAGAAGGAAAGGAACAGGAGGAGGAGAAAAAGAAACGGGAAGAGAAGCCUGAGCUGCCGGAAAGGGAGAAGAGGUCCGAUCAUUAGGAGCUUCGGGUCCGAUAUGGUAAUGGGUUUCGAUUAGUUGAAGAGUUGGCAAAGACAAUAUUAUAGCUGUGUCUUCCAGUUCCUCCAUCGUCUUCCACACUCUGCCCCUAUUGUAUAGAAUAGAGAUAUUUCCUCCUGUUUCAUCUCUGCCAUUAUAGCUGUCUUGUAUAUGUGAAUUUACAGAAUAACAGGUAUUCGUAUUUCCCUCCC
This is a messenger RNA of Macadamia integrifolia, 1932 nucleotides long. RefSeq names its product vicilin-like seed storage protein At2g28490. The record is from RefSeq and is a predicted model, not a curated record. Bases 157 to 1722 code for a protein of 521 amino acids. NCBI's taxonomy places the organism in Eukaryota, Viridiplantae, Streptophyta, Magnoliopsida, Proteales, Proteaceae. The transcript is spliced from 7 exons.